Molecule: messenger RNA, 1374 nt
Organism: Hydractinia symbiolongicarpus
Lineage: Eukaryota; Metazoa; Cnidaria; Hydrozoa; Anthoathecata; Hydractiniidae
Exons: 2
Coding region: 113-1090 (325 amino acids)
Molecular function (GO): dioxygenase activity
Source: RefSeq, a predicted model, not a curated record
UAGUAUUUCAGUAGUUUCUGCAACGUCGAAGUUCUAAUGGGAAAAGCUUUUGUCGCUAUUAUAUCAGGAACUUUUAUUCUGGAAUACUUCACAAAUUUGUUCUUUCAGAAUCAUGUUGAGAAACGAUAUCUUUCCCGUCCUAGAUGUUUCAUGUCUGUCAGAUAAUUACACAGCAGCCAGUGAUUGGGAAGGUGCAAAACUUCAGCAUGAUGUACAAGUGAAGAAUCUUGUUGAAGAGUUAUUAAAUGGUUUUAGUACCUGGGGAUUUCUCUACGUGAAAGGGCAUGGUAUACCACAAGAUCUUAUAGAUGGAACAUUUAAAAUGUCAGAAAAGUUCUUUAGAAUGGAGAAGGAGACGAAGAUGAAUUAUAAAAGGGGACCUGGAAUAAGUGAAGGAUAUGUUCCAAUAAAAGGUGAAGUGUUUGAUGAAAUGAAACCUGAAGAUAUAAAGGAAGCUUUUGAUUUUUCGCCUAAUUCUGAUGUCAGUAAAAAGUUAUCACAAGAAAUGCCAGAAGUUGUUACUGUAUUAAGCGAGUUAUUUAAACACUGUUCGACUUUGUUAUACAAAUUACUAAGGUUGCUAGCAGUUACACUUGGUAUAGACACAGAGUUUUUUGUAAAUAAACAUACAUAUAUUGGUAAUCGCGGCUUAAAUGGAACUUCACUGCGAACAUUGUUUUAUCCUCACAUUAAUGGACCAACAAAGGAGAAUCAAACACGUUGCAGUGAGCACACAGAUUAUGGAACAAUGACUUUACUUUUUCAAGAUAAUAUCGGUGGUUUAGAGGUACGCUCUCCUUCUGGAGAAUUUAUAAAAGCAGUUCCAAUUCCAGAUGCCAUCGUUAUCAAUGCAGCUGAUCUCUUGCAUACAUGGAGCAAUGGAAAAUUUCGCGCAACCGUUCACAGAGUACAAAUACCAACAGAUCCAAUGCGAUUGUCAAUGCCACGCCAGUCCAUUGCGUUCUUUGCCCAUCCGAAUUAUGAUGUCACUAUUAGUUAUCACGACGAGAAUGGAAAAUCGAAAAGAAAAAAUUCAUAUGAACACUUAAAGUCAAGAUUUAAUGGCACCAUCAUUACUGAGAUUAUUUAAAAUAACAUAUAUUGUAAAAAAACUACCCAAAAGUUUCUUUUGUGACUUUUUUCAGGUUGUCUAACCGGGUCAGCUCGCCUCAUAUAUGUAUCAUCUUAAUGUUUGGAUGUUGGCACUCACUAGCCAUAAAAUUGACGUGAAUUUACAUGUCUGGAAAAUUCACAGAUAUUUGCCCGUCAGACAGGCAAUGAGAAUUAUAACAGACUAGUCGUUAAUCCGUGAAAAAGGCCACGGGACCAACCGUCAUUAAAUUAUGAACUCUGCGGGAGACCCGGAAUGAAGCU